CUUGCCAGGAAGCUCAACAGGAACUGUUCCGCAGAUGCCUUCCUAUACUGGGACGCCAACCAGCUAAAACUUGGAGUGACCAUGGUUGAGUCGACCACAACUGCGGCUGCUUCUGCGGUCUCAUCGUUUUCUGCAAGUACGUCUUCUAUUCUAGGAGUGGAAGAAGAGAGUAUACAAACAGUUGAUGGCGUUGGUUUAUUCGAGACCGAAAUGUAUGUUUCCGGCAUGCACGGUGGCGGGCAUGGCGGGGGCAAGACGUCUUCGUUCAAGCGUUGUUUGUUGAUGAAGAACGUAGGUGACUGUAAGGUUGCUCAUCGCUUGGUGACAGCUGUGGAGGGUCGACCGUCACCCCUGUGCUACAUUCAUCUGCUGCAAGGUGGAGGUGCAAUUGGCGAUGUUGCGGCCCAAGCCACCGCUUUCGGCUGUCGAGAUUGGCACUUUGCCUGUGUCAUAACCGGUGUGUGGUCUCGCGAUGAAGAUGGUACGGCAGCCGCACGGGCUGCCGUAGAAUGGGUUUACAGCGUCGCAGGAGGCCUACUGCCGCUGAGCAGCGGGGUUUACAGCGCUGACCUUGGGCCGGACCCUCGGGAUGCCCCGCUAGCCAGUAGGGCCUUCGGCGUCAACCGGCAGCGGCUCGCCCAGCUCAAACAAAGCUUGGAUCCACGCAGCAUAUUGGCUUACGCCUGUCCACUCCCUACAGCGCCACCGGGGCCGAAGCUCAUUCUCUUGAUCACAGGCGAGAGCUGCUCCGGUAAAGACUACUGUGCCGAUGUGUGGGUUUCUAUGUUCGCAGAACGGGCCCUCACGGCGCGUGCAGUGAGCAUUAGCGAUGCGAUCAAGCGCGAAUACGCAGCGGCUACUGGUGCUGACCCCGAUCGCCUGCUUUCCGACCGUGUCUACAAGGAGCAGCACCGCACAGCGUUAACAGCAUACUUCCUGGAGCAAGUACAGCACGAUCCACAGUUACCAGAGGAGCACUUCUCAAACGUUGUACGUGGUGCCACAGAUGCGGAUGUGCUAUUAAUCACUGGCAUGAGAGACAAAGCACCUGUCGCCGCCUUGUCGCAUCUUGUGCCAAGCAGCAGGCUACUGGAGGUUUAUGUGCAAGCCAGUGGACAGAUACGACGCUUUCGCAAAGGGUGUCAUCUUGGCGGCAGUGAUGGUGAACGUAAGCAGUUCAGCGAGCGAACUGGAACGACUUGGAAGACCUUAGACCACCAACCCGAUUUCAUCUUCGACAACGAAAUGACUGGCUGCGAAGCUGCGAAAGACUUUUUCCGAGAUUACCUGAUCGCUCUUGUCGAUGAAGACCUGCUGCAACUGGCUGACAUGGUGCAUCUCACCCCAAACUUUCCACGCCCAAAUAUCGUGUUCCGCCAUGUGCUCGGUGUCUCUCAACAGCCGGGUGGGCUGGCUCUGUGCACGUCUCUCCUGGAGAACCACUUCACGGGUAAUUGGAGCAACGUCGCUGCAGUGGCGUGUUGCGAGGUUGGCGGUAUUGUUUUCGCGUCGGCGUUGGCGUUGCGGGUGAAUGUUCCCUUAGUACUCAUACGCAAAGCUGGUAAGCUUCCCCCACCUACCGUCUCUGCUGUCAAGUCUCGAUCACAUAUCUCAUCUUUGACCUGCUGCAAUGGCACAAAGAAACGGAUCGAGAUGGAACGGAAUGCGAUGCCUCGGGGUGGGUCGGUGGUUGUGGUGGACGACGUGCUUUCUUCGGGAGAGACGCUAUGUGCGGUGCUACAGCUCUUGGAGGACGCGGGCGUUGCAAGCGUCAAUGUUCUAGUUGUGGCCGAAUUUCCAGUCCAUGGUGGUCGGGAGCGUCUACGCCGAUGUGGAUACGGCAAAGUCAAUGUCCGAAGUCUUCUCACACUUAGUGGUGCUUAA
Molecule: messenger RNA, 1884 nt
Organism: Macroventuria anomochaeta
Lineage: Eukaryota; Fungi; Ascomycota; Dothideomycetes; Pleosporales; Didymellaceae
Exons: 1
Biological process (GO): cholesterol biosynthetic process
Cellular component (GO): cytosol; cytoplasm
Molecular function (GO): adenine phosphoribosyltransferase activity; phosphomevalonate kinase activity
Source: RefSeq, a predicted model, not a curated record